This is a messenger RNA of Macroventuria anomochaeta, 1434 nucleotides long. RefSeq lists its product as uncharacterized. The transcript has a single exon. The coding region runs from base 1 to 1434 and encodes 477 amino acids. NCBI's taxonomy places the organism in Eukaryota, Fungi, Ascomycota, Dothideomycetes, Pleosporales, Didymellaceae. The record is from RefSeq and is a predicted model, not a curated record.
AUGAAUGAAGCUCCAUCCCACAGCCUGCAUGCGCUGCCCAGUGAGCUUCUCAUUCAGAUCGCAUCCCACCUCGACAUCGAGGCGCCCUCGAUUGCCAAAUUUGCCCACGAGCCCUCCACGGAACUGACCGUCGCGGAUGCUACACCUCUGAAAAACUUGUCCCGAGUGUCAUGGCGCUGGAGAAAGGUCGUCAUUCAAAUAUUGUUCAAAUACACUAGGGUUCCCCUCGACCCAAAUCCGCAAUGGGUACCUCUAGAUGCUCGACUCAUCGAAAGCAUGCAAGGCCAGCUAUCUACAUUGAGCAAUCAUGAGUUCAUGAUCUAUACCAAGAUGCGCAGCAAGUUCAAGAGCAGCUCCGCCUUCGCUUUUGAUCAAUCGUUCGAUGACAUCCUUAUCAACCUGUGUAGGAUACAGGAGGGCGAUGAAUUUCUGAAGUCGUCACCAACGAUAUUAUGGUUGCCACAUCUUAACAGCAGCUUCACAGACUUUGGUCGCAUUGUCUCAAAGUACCAGCUCAAGCAGCACAUCAAAAGCAUAGUGGUACACACCGAUAUAGAGUACGGAUUGCGCCAUGUGUCCACCGCCGACGCACCAUUGGCUCGAGCAGUCGCGGAGAUAUGGACACAGAUAUUCACUUACUUCGAGCCAACUCGUGUUGUUGUGGCCGCGCCUCCAGCGACUCUCGCUGGCCUUCUCGACACGCAAAUGCUGAGCUCAGACACGUGGGCUUUUGACAUGAAGAUGCACUACAUCGAACUCGUACAGCCGUCUCCUCCACGUCUCGACCACAUGAGCUCCAGCUGUCGACCUUGGAAUACUGCGCUUCUCCACCGUCGUCCAUGGUCUUAUGUCGGAUAUAACGAAGGGUCCUCUAUCACCGCCUACAGCACCUAUGAAUACCACCUCAAACAGUCACCCAAGAUGCUCUACCUGAUGCUUUUGCGAUUAGCUAAAGAAGUGGAAACAUGUUGCAACAUCACAUCCUUCAGCUUCACCGGCGUCUUUCCCUUCGCAACGAACGUCACAAGCAUCAUCCGCGCCCUUCACCGCAUACCCACGUUGCGCAACGUCACUUUCCAACUCGCUCCUGGACCCGAGAACGACCUGCUCAGCCAACCAGACCGCAUGGGUAGAGCUCAAUCUGGCGACUUCUGGCUAGAGUGGACUGAGAGCUACAAGGUCAUUGCUAGCUACUUGGGUGUGUUCGAUUUUGAAGAUGGUGCAGAGUUCAGAAGCAAGGAUUGUACGGGCGAGACGUUGACUAAGGAUGUUGAAGAGAUUGUGGAGUUAUUGAAGCAUAGAGGAGCUGGGUGGAGAAGCAAGGAUGGGGAGGUGGGCGUGUGGGUGAGGGAUUAUGCGCUUGAUGAUGACUUCACGGCGCCCAGUGUUGAUCAGUUGACGGCUUUGACGGGGGAUACCACGAUGAUAGUGUGA